Zeugodacus cucurbitae (melon fly) is the source of this 1454-nucleotide messenger RNA. RefSeq lists its product as uncharacterized. Bases 110 to 1345 code for a protein of 411 amino acids. The record is from RefSeq and is a predicted model, not a curated record. The transcript has a single exon. NCBI's taxonomy places the organism in Eukaryota, Metazoa, Arthropoda, Insecta, Diptera, Tephritidae.
UAAAAGCGGCUUUGCGCGCGUUGCCUAAUCAGUUUGUCAGCAAAUGUGAACGAGAGCAUAUUUCUUGUGAAUACAUUAAGGAGUUCAUAUAAUAUCUGAAAACUAAAAUAUGUUAAAGUGGACGGCAUCAGCACAGAAGCUGAAUCAGCUCACACCUAACAUCAGAACGGCUCCUACAUCGAUAGGAACUCCACAUCCUUUAACUGAAGCCAAGCGUCGUCGCCGACGUGCAACUAUUAGCAACAAGGAGAACAUACCCUACACUUCAACACCAAUGGUGGGGAGAGAGCGCAAUAGCCCACUGGUGCUUUCACCAUUAACGAACAUUUUGAAUGUUACACCAAAAGACAUGUCGCCUAUAAUGGAGCGUACACCAGGACGAAUUCGAAUAACAAGUACAACUGUAACUAGUCGACCGCUGCCAAAUCGACGACACUCAACAGUGGGUCUUUUUCUACAUCCGGCACCAACUUAUGCAUCCACCUUGCCACGCUUCGAGGAGGAAUAUUCGCCAAGCACAGCGCUGCCGACCGGACAACAAGUAGCUCUAAGGGGGCUACUGCCAGAUCCCUUUAUAAGCAAUUUACGUUACUUUAACACACCCGAGUUGGCAAAACGGAAACAAAUGGAGGACCAAGAGAAACUAAAGGCCGCCAGAAAAUCAUUGCCUAGAAAGCUGGAAGCUGAUUUUGCUGAGAUCGCGAGAGAAUGUGGCGACGAAAAGUUAAAGAAGCGCAUAAACAACGAGUCCCACUCGGCCGGCAUGAGCGACCAAACUCUGGACAAACUCAUCGAUGCUAUUCUAGACUCCGCACGUAAGGAAGAGAAGAAGAAGGUGAAACCUCGCAAGUCUUUCAACCUACGUCGUCGUACGCUACUCAAAAAUCAAGCCGAGCAAAAAGUCAGUGAAUUAGUUCUUUCACCGUCCUAUGCUGCAUGCGAAGAUCCAGCGAGUGAUCUCAGCUUUAUCUUGGUUGACCAGAGACCAAAGGGUGUGUUGAAGACACAGAACGCCUCCAAAUCACCACUUACACCAGCACCAGCUACACCACCGCCAGGCACGCCCAUAGCCACUGAUAUUCUCCAACGAAUGCCCACGCCCGCAUCUAUCUCGACAACUGAUGCCAACACCGCAAACCAACAUCAUUACUUGCGCUCGAACUUAAGUAGAGAACGAUUGGACAACACCUUCCAGCUGGAAACACCCUUGCGACUGCCGAUGCAAAGAAAGCGACAACGACGUAAAACUUUAGCGGUGCCAAUCAGUGGUAGUGCGAAACGUUUGAAAACCGGAGCAACCAACUACUUUGAGGUUGGAUUGGCGAUGCCUUCAAUCUAUGUAUAAUGUUGUUGCAGCUGUUUUUGUUGUACGAAUUUAUUUCUAUUUAUGUUGGAACUAUUUAAAUAGUUUUUUUGUUAAUUUGUUGACAAACUAGGGGAAAUGCUCACCUAUU